AUGGCCCAUCCAGAGGCAGAUGAAGUGUAUGAGCAGCAACAUGUGCAUGAUGUAUACCAGCAAAUCGCCGGCCAUUUCUCCGCCACCCGCUACAAGCCAUGGCCUGUCGUGGAACGAUUCCUCAAGGAAUUGAAUCCUGGUGCCGUCGGUCUUGAUGUAGGCUGCGGCAAUGGCAAGUACCUCACUGUAAAUCGAAAUGUCUUUAUCAUUGCUUCCGAUCGAUCAGAAAACCUGGUCCGGUUCGCCGUCCAGCAUCAGCCCCAUGGUACCGUGGUGGCCGAUAUCUUCAGUCUUCCACAUCGAGACGCCUUUUUUGACUUUGCCAUCUCGAUUGCGGUGGUGCACCACCUCUCGACCCCAGCCCGGAGAAUCGACGCCAUCGCCGAGAUUUUGCGAACGUUGAAGCCCGGGUCUGAGACGCAUGUGGGUGGGAGAGUCCUGAUUUACGUCUGGGCUCUGGAGCAAAAGACCAGUCGUAGGGGUUGGGACAAGGGUGACAAGCAGGAUAUCAUGGUCCCCUGGGUCCGUAAGGGCGCGCCAUCCCAAGACGGCCCGGAGCAAUCCCAAACGUUCCAUCGUUACUACCACCUGUAUCAGGCGGGUGAACUGGAGCACGACAUUAGCAGCGCUGGUGGCCGCGUGCUGGAAUCCGGGUAUGACAAGGAUAAUUGGUGGGCGAUCGCGACGCCCAAGACCGCUGAUGUGUGA
Messenger RNA from Penicillium alfredii, 708 nucleotides. Its product is annotated as tRNA (carboxymethyluridine(34)-5-O)-methyltransferase. Gene Ontology annotation, cellular component: nucleus; cytoplasm. The record is from RefSeq and is a predicted model, not a curated record. The coding region runs from base 1 to 708 and encodes 235 amino acids. NCBI's taxonomy places the organism in Eukaryota, Fungi, Ascomycota, Eurotiomycetes, Eurotiales, Aspergillaceae. The transcript has 3 exons. Gene Ontology annotation, biological process: tRNA wobble uridine modification. Gene Ontology annotation, molecular function: tRNA binding; S-adenosylmethionine-dependent methyltransferase activity.